AUGAUCCCGCGAUCCUUUCUGCGCGUACGAACGCUGUUGGCAGCCCUGACACUCGCUGCAUUCCUUACCUGGGCAAUAUUGGGCCAGUUCAAAGCCUACAUCCCCAAUCUUUCUUCUCAGGCCAUCACCACAGACCUGACACCCUCACAUCGCAAAUUCUGGCGGGAAUUCCACGCACUGCUAGCGAAAUAUGCGCCGGACACAGACCCUAUCGUUGAAUAUGAGAAGGCAUCCACAGAAGGCUUCAAUGCCCACAAUCCCCCACCGCGCCCAGAUAUCUUUGACGUUCCGGAGGAAGACGUUAUCACCAUCAAAGAAGCGCAUGCCGGAUUUGUUAAUGUAAUCACCGACUCCUCACCCGAGCUCCCCUACCUCCCCGGCACAAAGGGCGUAGUAUCAACAGCAGGGGGCACCUACCUCCCAGUGCUAGUGAUAUCCCUCCGCAUGCUCCGCCGAACCGGCUCCACACUCCCGAUGGAAGUAUUCCUCUCCGAUGAAGAAGAGUACGAAGGCUACAUAUGCGAUAUAGUCCUACCAUCUCUGAACGCACGAUGCAUAGUUCUAUCUCGAAUUCUCAUCUCCGCUCCAGCCCGAAUCCAGAAAUACCAAUUCAAGCCUUUCGCAAUGCUCUUCUCAUCCUUCGAGGAGAUCCUCUUCCUAGACGCAGACGCCUUCCCCCUCGAGAAACCAGAACAUCUAUUCACGGCUGAGCCCUUCCUCUCACAGGGAAUGGUCACCUGGCCCGACUUUUGGGCCUCCUCUAUCUCCCCACUCUUCUACGAAAUCGCAAAUUACCCACCCCCGCCAAUGGACCUACGCCAAUCAACAGAAUCAGGCGAAGUCCUCCUCUCCAAAAAGUCACAUCUCCGCUCCCUCCUCUUAACAACUUACUACAAUUACCACGGCCCCUCCCACUACUAUCCCCUCCUUUCACAAGGGGCCGCCGGCGAAGGUGACAAGGAGACCUUCAUCGCAGCUGCAACCGCCAUACGCGAAUCUUUCCACCAAGUCAGCGAGCCUAUCUGCGCCCUCGGCCACGAAACCCGCGGCGGUAUAGCCGGAUCCGCAAUGGCGCAGUUCGAUCCCGUACAGGACUUUGCACUGACUAGUCGUGGGAUAUGGCGUGUCAGAGGCGAUCACGCACCCACGCCAGGAGUUUUCUUCAUCCACGCCAACUUCCCCAAGUUCAAUCCUGCUACGAUCUUCGAGCUCCAUGAGGUUAAUCCUGCGUUUACGGAUGAUGGUGAUUAUACGCGGGCCUGGACGUUGCCGGUGGAUGUUGUACGCGGGUUUAAUAGCAGAGUUGAUGUUGAGAAGGGGUUUUGGGAAGAGAUUCGAUGGACGGCUUGUGAGCUUGAGGAUAAAUUCCAGAGUUGGGUUAAGUAUGAGGGGAUUUGUGAUGCGAUGAAGGAGAGCAGCAAUACUAUAGGGCAAGGAGAUAGUACUAUUCUAAAAAUGGUUCGAAGACAGUGCUCCCCCAUUGACUUCUACUUCCUUUCAUCUGCAUUUCAUGUAUCUAGUUAA
This is a messenger RNA of Penicillium hordei, 1524 nucleotides long. RefSeq names its product alpha-mannosyltransferase. Gene Ontology annotation, biological process: mannan biosynthetic process. Gene Ontology annotation, molecular function: alpha-1,2-mannosyltransferase activity. The transcript is spliced from 2 exons. The record is from RefSeq and is a predicted model, not a curated record. Gene Ontology annotation, cellular component: Golgi apparatus. Lineage: Eukaryota; Fungi; Ascomycota; Eurotiomycetes; Eurotiales; Aspergillaceae. Bases 1 to 1524 code for a protein of 507 amino acids.